Hemisphaericaspora subhashii is the source of this 2064-nucleotide messenger RNA. RefSeq names its product Zn(II)2Cys6 transcription factor. Lineage: Eukaryota; Fungi; Ascomycota; Pichiomycetes; Serinales; Debaryomycetaceae. Gene Ontology annotation, molecular function: DNA binding; DNA-binding transcription factor activity, RNA polymerase II-specific; zinc ion binding. The transcript has a single exon. The record is from RefSeq and is a predicted model, not a curated record. Gene Ontology annotation, biological process: regulation of DNA-templated transcription; DNA-templated transcription. The coding region runs from base 1 to 2064 and encodes 687 amino acids.
AUGGGAGGAAGGAAUGUUCAGAAACCAAAGCCAUUGAAGGUCUAUGGAAGAUCUCAUUAUGCUUGUACAAGAUGUAAAAUAUCAAAAAUAAAGUGUUCUGGUGAAAAACCAGCUUGCGCAAAUUGCAAAGGUGUUAAUAAACAAGACCAAUGCGUCUAUCCAACAAAAGAUCGAAAAAUCGUCAUUAUGGAAUCUGAUUUAAACAAAUUACAUGAAAGAGUGGAAUAUUUGGAAUCGUUAUUAAACGCCUCGGGAACAGGAACGUCGUCAUCGAUACAGGGUCUACCACUUACAAUGGCAAAUCCAAUUACGGGAUCGGUAGCAACUACUUCUACAAGCUCAACAACCACAAUGGCUGCGCCAAUUGAAAUUAAUAUUUCCAAUAAUGUUAUGAAUGGUGUUAAACUAGUUGAUUUCUAUUCUCCAGAAUUUGAUAAUUAUAGCUUACAAUACAAUUUAUUACUUGCAUGUCAAAGCAAACUUCCAGAAAAGACAUAUGCAUUGAACCUCCUUAAUAAGGUAUUUUCUACUUAUAAUCAAGAAUUCUAUUUGCUAGAUGUGAAAGAAUUCUUACAAUUAGCAAAUGAUAUAUAUGAUUUAUUUGAUGGAUUGCAAAGUCAACAACAAGGUCGUCCACAAUCCCUCCAAUCACAAUUCGAUGUUCAACAAUCACCUCGAUCUAUUACUCAAACCCAGAUUUGCUACUUCUUUGUUCUACUUGCCUUUGGUGAACAGUUGCUUAAUGUGAAAACCGAUGAGAAUAAGUAUCCUGGAAUGGAAUAUUACUUAUUAGCAGAACAUUUGUUUCGGUUAACUAGUUCCGAGGUUGAUCUCACAUUUAUCCAAUGCGCUUUGCUAUUGGGUCUAUAUUCGGCAAACUUAUCCAGAUAUAAUACGGUCUAUAUCUAUCUAGGUGUUGCUGCACGUGCUGCUGUUGCCCAAGGUUACCAUCGUCAAAAAGAUAUUCCAUUAAAUAAGACUCCUGAAGAAAAACAUAUGCUUGGAGUACAUGGUGAACGCGCAAAACGCUUAUGGUGGACUGUAUUCGUAAUUGAUACAAUAUGGGCUACAAAAACUGUUCAUUUUCAAUUUACUGAUACAGAUGUUGAUUUACCCACAGAAAAUGUUUAUGAUUUAGGUGAUGCCUUUGAUUCUAAUAUUUUAGAAAUCAAUGUACAUUUAACCAAAUAUGUUGCAAAAUUUGUUCGAUUGAUUUAUGGACCUAAUAUUAGAACAUUUCUGAUUAAUUAUAUCAAUACUGAUCAAUUCAAUCAAAAGUUAUUAUUGAAAAAUAUUUCAUCAUCUUCAGAGGAUUUAACUAAAAACUUUGAAUAUCCACUUUUGACUCAAUUUAAAAAUAUAGAUUAUCUUCGAAGUGGAUCAAGAAGUAUUGCCAAUUUAUUUCUUAGAUAUCAUUAUUUGAUAACUUUAAUCACAAAACCAUUAUUGUCAUUAAUUUUAGAACCAACCGCUUCUCAAUUUAUUGAGAAUUUUCAAGAUGUCGAAGCUACAAUAUCAAAAGGAAUAUUCACAUCUUGCGCUACAAUAGAUAUUGUAUGUCGGUUAUAUACUAGUCAAAAGAUAUUUAUAUUAGGAUAUUGGGAUAGUCAACAUUUAUUUACUGCCAUUUUAAUGGUUUUAAUUGCUGGAAUAAACGGAAAACGUUAUCCGCAAUUAAAUAGAGGGGUUGCAUUACUUAAAUAUAUGGCAGAAAUGGGGAAUAUAGGGGCAAGAACAUGUUUUCAGAAAUUGUAUGAUAUUAAUUCUAUGUUACAAUCAUCACAAUUACAAUUUGUGUUGGAUUUAUCAGUGACCAUAAAUGCUAUUGUUAUUGAUGAAAAAAUUGAUUAUUAUUCCCCCCCUGUAGGUAUUGUACCUGCCUCUAGCGAAAAGAAACAACACCAAUUCGAAGCUAGAGAUGCAAUCCCAUAUCUUCCUGAACGUUACACUAAUACUAUUGAAGGGAUUGAUACGUUCUUUGAUGACACUAAAAAUCAUUUAAAUCAAGAAUCAAGAAAUUUUUACUUAUCCCUCAUUAAUCAAAUACAAGGUUGGGAUGAUUAG